Molecule: messenger RNA, 2310 nt
Organism: Caenorhabditis elegans
Lineage: Eukaryota; Metazoa; Nematoda; Chromadorea; Rhabditida; Rhabditidae
Gene: oac-39
Product: Nose resistant-to-fluoxetine protein N-terminal domain-containing protein
Exons: 13
Coding region: 48-2267 (739 amino acids)
Molecular function (GO): acyltransferase activity, transferring groups other than amino-acyl groups
Source: RefSeq, marked reviewed
AUUUCUAUUUUUCGGGCUCUUUUUGGCUCAUAUUGAGCUACUUUCCAAUGGUUGAGCUUUUAGUUUUAUUCGUUGUGAUUUCACUUGGCAUUGUGCCAAGCAAUGGAUUGGAAUUUGAUCCGAAUAAGGCGAUGGCUCUGCUGGGUGAGCUUAUGGCUCAUCCGAGGGAGGUCAUGGAGCAGCUGGAAAAAUACAAGACUAGUGACCUAAUUGCUGCACUCGGCAUUCAUUCAUUCUCGAAGUACACCAUCUCCGAAGAAUGCCACGAGGAAUUGGCUUUUUUGGGUUACGGUAUGAUUGACGUGGCACGUCACGUGAAGCAUCAGACUACAGCGGCCCCAUCUACAAUGACAGAUGUGGAAAAGACGAGGUAUUUGAUUCCUAUGAUGGAUGCCGCCGGAAAAAUUGGCUCAGGCAUUGCCCGUGGCCACAUUCUCAGCGCCGGAGCAUUCACCGAAUGCAAGUCGGUUAGCAUGCACUCUACAAGCUUGAACCGAACAAUACGUGGGGAUUAUUACAGAAUCCUAUUCGACAUCAAAAUGCGCCCCAACUCGUUCAACGACUCGUGCCAACUUCCACAAAUCGGCGUUGACAUUUGCCUUCCGUGGUCUUGUAGGAAUGAGGACUUGACGGACUAUUUUCGAGAAGCUCUCGGAGCCACCAAAGAGCUCUCACCGGUGUGCAGUGUGCGAAAUGUGAACGGAAGAACGCCAGGUUUCACCUUUGGAACCUAUGUUGUUGUCACCCUUAUCUUAUCAAUCAUCGCCACGUCUAUUGUGUCUUGCACUGUAGACUAUUACUUCCAAAAUCGGAGAUCAAAAAUCGACUACGAGAGAAUGGAGGGCAGUUCAAAUGUGGGGUGGAAGAUUUUCAUGGCAUUCUCGCUCUAUCGAAAUGUCAAGGAGAUAUUCAAAAUGAAGCAGUGCAAUAAGGAAGGUCAAGUAACAUCUCUCAACUGCAUUCGGACAAUUUCAACAGUUUGGGUGAUUCUGGGACAUUGUGCCGCGAUGCUUAUACUCAUUUGUACCAACCCAGUGGAUCUCCUCGACUUUACCAAAACCUACAUGGGAGCACUUCUAGUGAAUGCCUACUUUGCCGUCGACACAUUCUUCUUCAUUUCGGCAUUUCUUCUCUCGUUUCUAUGGUUCAAACAGCUUCAGAAACAACGAAAAGCCCUGAUUUCGCCAGGCGGAUGGAUGAUGUUUUAUGUGCAUCGAAUUGCUCGUCUGAGCCCCGCGUACUACAUAGCCAUACUCUUUGUUACAUUCGUCUACAUUCGGAUGUUGAGGGAUAUGCCAGCUUUUAUGUCUCCAGCUAUUCAAGAUGACACGUGUCAACAGAACUAUUGGCUUAACCUUUUAUACAUUGAAAAUAUUGUUGAUACCAAAAAUAUUUGCUACGUAAUUUCCUGGUACUUGGCAACGGAUCUUCAGCUCUACCUUAUGAGCCCGAUACUUCUUCUGAGUUUUGCAAUUGGCGGCGCAGUUUUCGGAUUGUUCGCUUCAGUGGUAGCACUUGUAGCAUCUACUGCCUUCAACGCUUAUCAAAUUUUCUUUUGGUAUUUCCCACCGACAGAUUACCCGCUAGGACCCAAGGAUCCAAGAUACAAUGAGAAUGAAAGAAGAUAUGAUGUCUGGAACUAUUACAAUCCACUGAUCCGGUGUCAAAUCUACAUUAUGGGCCUGGUACUGGGGUAUUUUAUGAGAAAAGUUCCGAAGAUCAACAUUAAUCCGUGGGUUGAUCGAAUUAUGUGGGUAUUGUCACUGGGAUCCAUGGUUUUUGUGGUUUUGGUUAUUCAGGAUUAUUCAUCCGGGGAUGGUUGGACGCCAGUUCAAACUGCGCUUUACAGUUGCUUCAGUCGAGUACUCUGGGGAUUCGCCAUGUCAUGGAUCGUAAUUUCCACCUACUACCGAAAAGGAUUGAUCAGAGACUUUAUGAGUCUUUCAUUUUGGACCCCGCUGGCUAGACUAUCAUUUUGCGCUUAUUUGGUGCACUGGAUGGUUCUCGGCUAUUUUUUUGGAAGAAAUCACUCGGAAUUGUAUUUUUCGACGCUUUCCUAUUUUUUCCUUGACACAGUGAUCCCAGUGACUGCUCUGUCCUUUGUGAUAGCCAUAUUUUGGUCUUCGAUGUUUGAGAUUCCAUUUGCCAAAAUUGAAGGGCUACUGCUAGGAAGAUCUGGUACACCAAAAGCAAAUGGAAACUUGCCAAAAGUUAUGAUAAUUCCACUGGAAAUUCCGAAAGCCGGAGAAGUUAAUAUCAAAUUUUGACUGAUCCGUAGCACCUGUUUUUGUAUAUAGUGUACUAAUAAAA